GUUUGACUUACUACACUUUUCAGCUAAGCAUGACCUCUUCUUCUUGUACCCAGAAUCGCCUGGCCCGCCUUCGCUACCAAUUCUUUCCCUCUGGCCUUGAGACAGAACACAAGAAUACAUGCGCGUUCAACAACGUUUCUGCCAGCAUGAACGCCAGCAGUCUCAUCUUUCCCCCAAUUCGAGUUUUAGUAACUGGUGCAGCAGGUCAGAUUGGAUACAAUUUGCUUUCAUUGAUUGCGUCUGGUCAAAUGUUCGGCCCUUCUCAGCCAGUCAUCCUUCAACUCUUAGAAACUGAGCAUGCCAUGGAAGCACUUCGCGGAGUUGUCAUGGAACUAGAAGAUUGCGCUUAUUCUCUUGUACAUCAAGUUAUUGCGACGAGCGAUAUAAGUGUAGCUUUCCGAGAUGUAAGCAUCGCCCUUUUGGUUGGCUCGAUGCCUCGUGGAAAAAGCAUGGAAAGAAAAGAUUUGAUAACAAAAAAUGCCGCUGUUUUUAAAGAACAAGGAAAUGCAUUGGAAAAAUAUGCUUCUAGGAAUGUCCGAAUCCUUGUUGUUGGAAACCCAGCUAAUACGAACUGUUGUAUUGUUGCAGCAUGCGCACCCUCUAUACCUCGAAAAAACUUUUCUGCACUUACUCGUUUAGACAUGAACCGCUGCCGGUCCCAUUUGGCUGGUCUUCUCACCAAAAAGCUCAACCAAUUUGUAGACCCUAAGCAUGUACGCAAUACGAUAAUUUGGGGGAAUCAUAGCCUCACUCAAUAUCCAGAUGUGAGCCAUGCGACCUAUUCCGCAGACAGCCACCAAUUCGAUGUACAUUCCGUCCGCGAGGUGCUGUGUUCUGAUUUUUAUCUGGAUGGAGAGUUUAUCAGAAUGAUUCAAAACAGGGGUGCAGCUGUCAUUUCUGCAAGAGGAAUGUCCAGUGCUAUGUCAGCAGCUCGCGCUAUAUGUGAUCACAUGAGAGAUUGGAUUUGUGGAACCACUACGGAUGAAUGGGUAUCCAUGGCUGUUUUGAGCGAUGAAAGUUAUGGAAUACCAAAAGGACUGGUGUUUUCAUAUCCUGUUAGAUGCCCAGGAAAUGGUCAGUUUGAAAUUGUAAGAGGAUUGAAAACAAAUCAACUUUGGAAGGAGAAGAUUGAUAUAACAACCAAAGAAUUGAUCGAAGAGCGGAAUACUGCUUUUCAACAACUAAAACUUACAAUGGAUUAAUAAUGCACACCUGAUUUGUAAUUCAUUUUCCGAAGUCUCUUGUUUAUUGCUCUUGACCACAGUAUAUUUGAUUGCCUCUCCAGGCUUUUUUAAACCAUGUAUUCCUUUUCAUAAAAAAAUCAUAUCAAUUACACUUUGACAGGCACUUGUUGACUCGUGGACUAUAUAAAUUAAACACCAUACUAAAUAGUCGGAAAAGCCAGUCUAUGUACGAAUUCGGUUACUGGAUAUUCAAAAAAAGCAUGUACGCGUUCUGAUACAACUUUAAACUAUGAAAGCACUUUCGGGUACCAGCUAUCAAAUACACAUAACUAACGUCUGAAGUGUUUCAUUGGUUAUGGAUUAAGAAGGACACUCCCCUACUGAUCUUGCUG
Molecule: messenger RNA, 1576 nt
Organism: Schistocerca gregaria
Lineage: Eukaryota; Metazoa; Arthropoda; Insecta; Orthoptera; Acrididae
Exons: 2
Coding region: 30-1202 (390 amino acids)
Biological process (GO): oxaloacetate metabolic process; tricarboxylic acid cycle; malate metabolic process
Molecular function (GO): L-malate dehydrogenase (NAD+) activity
Source: RefSeq, a predicted model, not a curated record